CAAAAGUUUUGGGUCCAAAUUUGAAGUCUACUUAAAAUUUAGAGGCGCCUCCGAAUAGUCAGAAAGAAUGGCCACAGGCGACACCACCAUCAAAGUGGCCGACCCGGAUCUCACAUCUCAGCCGCCGCCACCGCCUCCGCAGCCACAACAAGAGACACCGCCACAUCCACCGCUAACGCGUCCGGAGUCCUCCCCAAUUCCAUCCACCCCCGCACCCAUCCGCUCAAUCACCCCCGGCACUCCUACCGCCAUUAUCACCUCUCACCUGCCGGAAACUGAUGUCAUCAACGUACCCAGCUACUCCAGGUGGUUUUCAUGGAAUAGCAUUCACGAGGGAGAAAUCCGGUUACUCCCAGAAUUCUUCGAUGGAGGAUCCGCUUCCAAAAACCCUAGGGUUUACAAAUACUACCGGAACACCAUAAUUCGCCGAUUUAGAGAAAACCCAACCAGAAAAAUCAGCUUUACUGAGGUUCGAAAGACUCUAGUUGGGGAUGUGGGUUCGAUCCGAAGGGUUUUUGAUUUCCUAGAGACAUGGGGUUUGAUCAAUUACUCCGGCUCGACUUCUAGCAAGACUCAGCUUAAAUGGGAAGACAAAGAAGCAUCUCGGGCUUCUUUCCAGAGCAGCGAAGCCAAUGCAACUUCCGUGGAUAUUCAAGCCCUAAAGAAGAGAUUGUGCAGUGGCUGCAAGACCCUUUGCAGCAUUUCAUGUUUUCUUUGUGAUAAGUAUGAUAUGGUUCUCUGUGCGAAAUGCUACGUACGAGGUAAUUACAGGGUGGGCCUAAGUUCUUCAGAUUUUAGAAAAGUGGAUCUCAAUGAAGAGACAAAGACGGAUUGGAGCGAAAAGGAGACGUUGCUCCUACUUGAAGCUGUCACGCAUUUUGGGGAUGACUGGAAGAAGGUGGCUGGGCAUGUGGGUGGCAGGAGUGAGAAAGAGUGUGUGUCACGCUUUAUCAAACUUCCUUUCGGUGAGCAGUUUGUUGGGCCUCCAGAAUCUGCUGAAAUGGACUAUGAACAGAUUCCUUCCAAAAGGACGAAACUAACACCUCUUGCUGAUGCUAGUAACCCUAUCAUGGCUCAGGCAGCUUUCCUCUCAGCUUUGGCAGGAACAGAGGUUGUGGAAGUUGCAACUCAUGCUGCUCUAAAAUCUUUAUCUGAGUUUGGAAUGGAAAAAAUCAAGAGACAUCUUGAAUCUUUAUCUGCUAGUGAAGAUAACCAAGAUUCUCAGAAUGCACAGAAUGACCAAUCUGUAGAUAUGAUUGAAGGAGCCCUUGCUGAAGCACAAAUGCAACUCGAUAGAGAAGAACACGAUUUAGAGAGUGCGAUCUCCCUUGUUGCUGUUCUGAUGAAAGAGAUAGAAGAAAAGCUAGUUCACUUUGAGGAGAUUGAGCUACAAACAGAAAAGGAGACACAUCAGUUGCAACAACUGCAGAAUCAGCUGUUUGCGGAUCAGCUUAAUUUGAUAUUCAAUAAAGCUGCUGCUGGAGAGAAGAACUUGGCAAUGAAUAACAAGUCUGAAUAAUACUAGGGUCUCAUUCAGUGUCCAGAACCGGUUCUGGUUCCACCAGUAAUCCGGCGAAGAGCAGUGGGCAAUGCUACUACUAUUGGAUUUGGAGGAGGAGGAGCUCGGAUCUGCUGCACACCCAUCCACCGCGAAUCCCUGGAACUCUGCUCUGAAAGGUGCGCGUGACCAGUCAAUCUUUGACCUGCCCCCAUCCGUUGCCCAGCUCUCUCCAUUCCACAAGCUGCACUCUAUUUGCAUGGGGUGGGACGCAGGGUAUCCCACCCCUGCCUUU
Molecule: messenger RNA, 1793 nt
Organism: Cuscuta campestris
Lineage: Eukaryota; Viridiplantae; Streptophyta; Magnoliopsida; Solanales; Convolvulaceae
Source: the annotation of a GenBank genome assembly